Knipowitschia caucasica is the source of this 276-nucleotide messenger RNA. The record is from the annotation of a GenBank genome assembly. Lineage: Eukaryota; Metazoa; Chordata; Actinopteri; Gobiiformes; Gobiidae.
AUGGCCAUGGAGCAGGGAAGAGUGACGGAAUUCGAAGGAAAGAGCCUCGACCAGAUACAAAUUGAGCCUGAAGGGAGAGCAGUAGAGAUCCUCUCACAAACGGACGGGCUAAAAGAAACUUCAAGCGGAGAACCUUCAACCAUUCAUCCAGAUGCACCCCAUGGUAGUGGCAGUGCCCCUUCUGAACGUCUCCUCUCUAAAGUGUUCCAUCUGUGGUGUUCUUCAGGUGCCACCGCCGACACAUGUGCAGCUGGUUUGGAGAAGCUGGAGCCAUGA